GCUGUGGCUCCGUGUGCACAGUGCUACAACUCCACAGUCUGUUACCAACAGAAAGAGGAGGCCCACUGAUGGAAAAUGUCUCUCCCCAAACACAAGGCAGCUCACUCGAUCCCGCCACCCACUCUGUCCCGGCUGGCACGAGACUGGCUGGCAGAGGACACACCCAACUUUGACCCUGCAGGGGUGUGUGUGGGGUCACAGGAGGUGGAGGCCAGGCUGCUGUGUAAGACACCACACAGCAUCCUGGCAGGGAGUCCCUUCUUCACAGCAGUGUUCACUGAGCUCGGCUGCACUGUGGACUGGAUUUAUCAGGAGGGGGCCGAGAUUGGCCCAGAUGCUGUCACAUUGACUGCUGUGGUUAGAGGGCCGGCAAGGUGCCUCCUUCUUGGUGAAAGGCCAGCUCUGAACUGCCUGGCCCGGGCCUCGGGGAUCGCCACUCGCUGUUCUCUGCUCCAGGCAAUGGCAGCGACAGAAGGGUGGCAUGGAGAGGUGGCUGGCACACGCAAGACCACCCCGGGCUUCCGCCUGGUGGAGAAGUACGCCAUGCUGGUUGGCGGGGUGUCCAUGCACAGACAGGACCUGAGUGGAAUGGUGAUGCUUAAGGACAACCAUGUCUGGGCGUCAGGAAGUAUCACAGAGGCGGUGAGAGCUGCCCGCUCAGUGUGUUGCUUCAGCAGUAAGAUCCAAGUGGAGUGUCGCUCUGCAGGCGAGGGCAGAGAGGCAGCCGCAGCAGGAGCAGACAUUGUUAUGCUGGACAACUUUCAAGCUCAGGGGCUCCAUGUCGCAGCUCGGGCCCUGAAGAUGGAGUUCCCAGCUCUACUGAUAGAAGCCAGUGGAGGAGUUACUCCAGAGAACCUAGCUUUGUAUUUCUCCCCACAUGUGGACAUCAUUUCUCUGGGCUGUAUAACACAGGGCUGUCCUGUUGUGGACUUUUCUCUCAAGGUUCAAAAUCCUGGUGCUCACUCAAGCCACUACAACACAAACAGGACAUUGUGAGAUUUUGUUCUGAUAAAUAAAGAGGAGAAUUUU
This is a messenger RNA of Limanda limanda (common dab), 1029 nucleotides long. Its product is annotated as nicotinate-nucleotide pyrophosphorylase [carboxylating]-like. The transcript has 5 exons. The coding region runs from base 76 to 996 and encodes 306 amino acids. Gene Ontology annotation, cellular component: cytoplasm. Lineage: Eukaryota; Metazoa; Chordata; Actinopteri; Pleuronectiformes; Pleuronectidae. The record is from RefSeq and is a predicted model, not a curated record. Gene Ontology annotation, biological process: quinolinate catabolic process; NAD+ biosynthetic process. Gene Ontology annotation, molecular function: nicotinate-nucleotide diphosphorylase (carboxylating) activity.